Messenger RNA from Benincasa hispida (wax gourd), 4580 nucleotides. Its product is annotated as pectate lyase-like. Lineage: Eukaryota; Viridiplantae; Streptophyta; Magnoliopsida; Cucurbitales; Cucurbitaceae. Gene Ontology annotation, molecular function: pectate lyase activity. The record is from RefSeq and is a predicted model, not a curated record.
CUACUAGAUGCUCCUUCACGAUGGCACGUGAGAUUCCCCCUCCCCCUUUCCCCAAAAAAAGCAACCCACAAAAGUUCAUUCCAAACGAAAACAACAAGCUCUCCCCUUUCCCCCAAAAUCACUUCCAUUACUCUACUCAUCACUGACUCAUCAUUUCUUUCUUUCUCCUCCUCUACCUACUUCUUCACAGAUCUUCAAUGGAGAUCCCAAUAUUCAGCAGGAGCUUUACAAUGGAUGAAAAAGAGGGUCUUCACGGUACCAAUUUCUCGCUGCAAUCGCUUAGUUACUGUGAACUAUGGCCAAGGGCCUGUUUUUGCCCUUGUGGAAGAAGCUUCUCAAUCCCAAUGUCUUAUUCUGCACUUUCUGAAUGGGUGGACUUUGUUGCUAGAGAAUCUGAUCCCCUCAUCUCAUAAAAAGUAAUUUUCUUUUCUCACCGAUGCUUCUUCUUCUGUCCUUUGGCAUAUUUUUUUUUUCCCUCUCCGUGACAUCAUUUCAAAUUUUCAAUGCUUAAAUAUAUGAUAAUGGGUGUGAAAAAGGAUGUGUUUCUCUUCAACUUUCUCCAUUCUCUGACUAAUAUCACCCCUCCAGACAGUUGCUUACCUUUGGGGCUCUAAUCCAUAUCUAUAGUGUUUAUGUCUAUCCCACUGAAAAAGAAACUUGGAUUCCAUAUAGUUUGGACAAACUCUAAAAUGGGUUGUGAUCAAGUACAUCAAACCGUGUGGUUAAAGUGUUGAUAUAAUGAAAUGAGGUUUUUGUAUGGAUGAUCCAUUUCUAGAGGCAUUAUUGUAGAAUAAUCCAAAUCCUAAAAAACGAAUGAAAGCUAACCUUCGGUUGACAUUACAGAGCACUAUCGCGUUAGAGGGACAUCUCUCCCAUUGCAAAAUAAUCGAAGCCGUAACACAAAAUUCAUUUCAAUCAAGAUUUUUUUAAGUCAAUGGCUAUAUAUAUAUAUUCAACAGUUGACCAACGGAUGAUUAAAAAUGAAAAGAGCAUGAGAGCUCCGACCAUUUCACAAUGGAUAAGACGUCCCUUAUACGAUAUUGCAUUCCAAGCGGUGGAGUGAUGUACGUAGAAGGUUAGUUUUCAUUAGUUUUUGAGGAUUGGAUCAUUCCGCAUGAAUGCCGUUGGGAUCGGGUCAUCCGUACAAAAAUCUCGUAAAUUACCGUUACCCUGUUUUAGUUUUGAUUGUUUAUUAGAGAGGGAAGUUUUGGGUUCAAAUUAUGAAUUCCCGUAAUGUCAUUUAUCGUCCGAAUUAGUAUUGAUUUUUCACUUGUUGGGCUUUCUAUAAAUUUUCAAGUCCAUAAAUGAGGAAGAGAGUUGAAAGGUUGAUAUAAUAAGUUUAGAGUUGAUAAAGUGAUUUAACAUAAAUAUGUAUUUGUCUUCAAUAAUAUGAUCCAUUUCUUUCUCUUGUUCUGCAUCACCCUGAGGAGAAAUUUCUGGUGAUGUUUGUUUUGACUAUGUUUUAUGUUAUGUUCUUCAAGAAGAUAAGGUUAAUUCACCCAUCAUUUUGAGACUGCUUUCAUUGGACAGAUAGACUUAUUUGAAUAAGAUUUUCACUUGUUUCACGCAAAGAAUUUUUGUCUUUCUUUAUUAAAUUAAUUAAGAUUCUUUUUUAUUAGAUUAUGAAAAGUAAACCCAUUCAUUUUCCCUUAAUCCUAAAUAGAAACCCCAUCAAGAAAUUUUCAUUUGUGAUCACAUUUUACUUGUAUGACGUUCUCAUAUUCUGGUUUGGUUUAUACUUUAGUACCUUUUAUCAUAAUUCAUUCUAAAUUUUCUUUUUAGAAUAAAAAAAAAUUCCCCCUUUUGAAGGAAAAAGGUAGAUUUAUGCCAUUAUCUGAAAAAUAACCCUGCAAAUUCAUAUUGAUUUUAUUUCCAGUGUUUGAGACAAGCUGAGAAGGCUAUCUCUGCUUUAUUUUAUUCCUUUGCUUUUUUACUUGUAUCCAAUUGCUGUUUAAUAGCCUUUAAACAAAAUUCUGUCCAACAGAAAAACUAUGCUCUUUCUUGGCUCCAGAAAGAAUAAUGUAGGGGACAAUUAAUUUUCCGGUGAUAUCUUCAAAAUAUGGAAUUUGGAAGUCUAGGCUACUGUUGGACCAUAAGUAGUCUUCUCUGAAUUGAAAUCUCUGUUAAUCUUGUUUAGAAUGAAGGAUAUACUUGUAAAUACUUAAAUUUGAUUUUAUUAUCUUGGAAACAUUGUUUACUUAAUAUAGUUUUCAAUAUUCUUGUUAGAAAUACUGACCCUUAAUUGCUUUUGGAGCUAGAAGAUCCAAAAUUUAGGAGAAAAUGAAGGGAAAAAAUGGAAAGAAGAUAUGGUAUGCCAUUAUGCAUCCAAUUCCUUAGUUUUGGGAAAUAAAAUUCAUUUCUUUUUGUGGAGCUGUCACUUAGCUUAUUCGAUUUGGUCGAGAUUCUUGGAUGUUUUCGAACUCUCUUUCGCGUGGAGUAGAAUUGCUGGCUAUGAUUGAGGAAAUUUUGUUGAGAACUUUCCCUUUGGGGGGAAGGUGAAAAUCCUUUAGUAGGUUUAUCUUUUGGUUGUUAUAUAGAUUUAGUUUGAAAGGAAUCAUAGAAUUUUUCGAGGGGUUGAACAUGCUGUUUCUUUUUUAAUUCCUGUAAAUUCUUUUUCGGUUUCUUAUGAAAAAGUAGUUAUUUCUUAAUUUAAUUGUAAUUUCAAAGAACCCAAGAUCUUACAAUUCACAUAUUUGGCAAGUAAAUGGAAAGUCCCAAGACCACAAUUCCUUGAAAGUGGAUAAAGAAAGCAAAUAAGAAGUUGACCGUUGAAGGGGAUGGUUCCCCUUUAAUUCCUCUCCAUUUCUCAUUUACUUAUUUAAUGAAGCUCUGAAUUUAUCAUUGUUAGAUAACCAUUCCAAAUUCAAAUGGAUUGUUGAGAAUUAACACAAGUUUACAAAGAAAAGUACCUCAAAAAGAUUAAAAACAGCAGAAAUAGAAGAUGAGAGAAACAGAAACCACCAUUGUUGGGAUUAAACUGCUAAUGAUAUUUGGUUUUGUGAUGAUAUUUCCAACCCUGAAGGCUAAUAUUGCAGAUUUUGAUGAGGUAUGGCAGAAAAGAGCUGAAGAAGCCAAGAAGGCUUCCUUUGAGGCCUACCAACCCCAUCCAGAAGAAGUCACUAGUAAUUUCAACAAGCAAGUUCAUAAAUCCUUAGAUGGUGCAAAUAACACAAGGAGACAUUUGAGGAAGUACAAUGGUCCAUGUUUAGCGACGAAUCCGAUUGACCGUUGCUGGAGAUGCGAUAAACACUGGGCUAAAAACCGCAAGAAGCUAGCUGAUUGUGCACUUGGCUUUGGUCGUGGAACAACUGGAGGCAAAAAUGGAAGGAUUUACGUGGUUCGAGAUUCAAGUGAUAACGACUUGCUGAAUCCUAAACCAGGAACCCUACGCUAUGGCGUGAUACAGGAUAGACCACUUUGGAUUAUAUUUGCACAUGACAUGGUGAUUAGGCUAAGUGAGGAGCUUAUAAUGACUGAUAACAAGACAUUAGACGGUCGCGGUGCCAAUGUGCACAUCGCUAAUGGUGGUCAACUUACUCUACAAUUUGUGAAGAAUAUAAUCAUCCAUAAUCUUCACAUUCAUGAUAUCAAGGCUGGCAAUGGAGGCAUUAUAAGAGACUCGGUGAACCACUAUGGAUUCCGAACACCGAGCGAUGGCGACGGAAUCUCGAUGUUCGGAGCCUCAAAGGUUUGGAUAGACCAUGUUUCAAUGUCUAAUUGUCAAGAUGGACUAAUAGAUGCAGUCAUGGCAUCUACUGGCAUUACCAUUUCCAACUGUCACUUCACCCGCCAUAAUGAUGUGAUUUUAUUGGGUGCGAGUGAUAGCUACUCAAAUGAUCAGAUAAUGCAGGUAACUCUUGCAUUUAAUCACUUUGGUAAAGGGUUGGUGCAAAGGAUGCCGAGAUGCCGAUGGGGGUUCAUCCAUGUAGUCAAUAAUGACUACACUCACUGGCUUAUGUAUGCCAUCGGCGGCAGCCACAACCCCACCAUUAUCAGCCAGGGAAACCGAUUCAUUGCCCCACCAAACCCAAAUUCCAAAGAGGUGACGAAAAGGGCGUAUGCAUCGGAAAGUGAAUGGAGAUCUUGGAACUGGAGGUCAGAGGGAGAUCUGAUGUUGAAUGGAGCUUUUUUCAUCCAAUCUGGUAACCCCAUCAGAAGAUACUCCAAGAAAGAUGUUAUCCAUUCAAAACCCGGGACCUUUGUCACCAGGCUAACACGAUUCGCUGGCCCUCUGAAAUGCAUAAAAAACCAGCCCUGUUAGUGAAAUUGUUUACUUGGCCAUGUCAUGGUAUGUCUAUAAACUACUCAAAGUUCAACCGAACCCUGUAAGCACCAGAGGUUUAUAGUAGUAAAGAUUUAGAUAGAAGAUCUACAGAACUAUGACAGCUUUUGCCGUUAUGAAGUUUUGUGAAUCACUUGUGUGAUAUAAUGUAUUGAAAUAAUAUUGGUUAUCCAUCUUUUGAAAGUUGUCUCUUUUCCUUAUCUAUUUUCCUUCCAUUAUUUUGGUGAAGUUAAUUCAGCAACAUGCAAUUGAAAUAUUAUGUAUAUAUAUGGAACCAAUGGUAAAUGAAAUAGAUGGU